AUGUCGUCUACGUCGCCUCAAGUUAGAAAACGGUCCCACGAGCCUGACAUAAUAGACGACCCCCAGGACACCAUAAAUGCGAUAAUAUCAGCAUUGACCAUCCCUGCGGAAAGAACAAAUGUCGCUGACACCUACGCCAACGACAAGAACUUGGCCACAGAAGUGCAGGCGUACGCCAAGAUUGCCGGUGCCGACUGGACAUACUACGUCAAGUCAUUGGCAAUCUCUAUCGGCAGAAAUACCGAUGUGGUGGCAGCCGCUGCUGCUGCUUCUGCCACUAGUAAUAGCAACACCAGCUAUGUUGAUAUCGACUUGGGCCCCGCUAAAGUAGUGUCUAGACAACACGCCACCAUCACUUACAACUUGGACUUACAGUGCUGGCAAUUAAAAGUGUUGGGUCGAAACGGGGCCAAGAUCGACGGCAACAAGAUCAACCCCAACACCGACCACGGUUUACAUCUGGGUGCAAUUUUGGACAUUGGUGGUACCCAGAUGAUGUUCAUCUUGCCGGAUUCGCCGGCUGUUAUAGCACCCAAGAUGUUGGAACGUGGGUUGGCCAAGUACAAGGAGAUGCAGCUGGUGCAGCCCCAUAAGAAAUCCGUUAGCAUUAAAAACUUCCAGAUGUUUGACAAGGUCAGUCUUACCCAAUCUCCCUCGUCGGUGUCAGCAACCUCGUUGCAAACUAACCUUGAUCAGGACUUGUCCAAGGAGGAAUCCAAGGAUAUCAAGCCUCCUUAUUCAUACGCCACCAUGAUCACGCAAGCAAUCCUUUCCAACCCCGAGGGGAUAAUGUCGUUGUCGGAAAUCUACAACUGGAUUGCUUCCCACUAUGCAUAUUACAAGUAUUCCAAGGCAGGCUGGCAAAACUCCAUUAGACACAACUUGUCGUUGAACAAAGCAUUUGAGAAGGUUCCUCGAAGGCCCAAUGAACCUGGGAAGGGGAUGAAAUGGCAAAUCAGUCAAAGCUACAAACAGGAUUUUUUGAAUAAGAUCAACGACGGUACGAUUUCCAAGGCGAGAAGAGGCAGUUCGGUAUCGAGACAAUUACAUUUACAUUUAGCCACUCAUAAACAUUUACCCGAGCCACGGUACUAUGAAAACAUACAACAGCAGCAACAACAACACCAGCAAUUGCCUCCAAGACAAUCGAUAAUACAACAACAGGUACCCCCUCAACAACAACAACAACAACAAAUUCCACCACAAUACGUCCCUACAAACCCAAUGCAAUCUAAUCCUUUGUCGUAUAUGUCGGGAAUGACGGGACAGCCAAUGUACCAACCAAUCCCACCACAGCAACAACCUCAACAAGCACCCCCACCCCCUGCACAACAACUGGCGCAACGCUACUAUAAUAAUCAACCAAUCAUGUACGCGCAACCACCACCACCACCACCACCGCCAUCACAACAACCACAACAACAACAACAACAACCACAGCAGCAAUACUCCAUGGUCAACAGUAAAGAACUAGCAUCUCCGUUAAGACAACAAGUCCAACUACAACAACCAAGCAUUGACCAACCAAAGUUGCCUAAAGUGGGCGUUAGUGCAUCUGCCGGACCAGCGAUGUACUCGCUCCCACCACCUCCUGCACCCACCACCAACCUCUCAUCAGCACCUGCUGCACACUCAAGAUCUAAUUCUUACGGAACGACUGCUAAUUCCACUGACCUUCUGAGUAAACCAGAACAAUCGAGUGCCCCCAGUGAAUUGAGUCUUAAUUUCACCAGUCCCAAGAAGAUUUCGGCGCUCGAAGCAUACACCCCGGAAAGAGGUUCCAAGGCUAGAGGAGGAGCAGGAGGAGUGAUUAACAAUGGGACCAACCAAUCCCUGCCUGCAUUUUGGAACUUUGUUCAGUUCAGCACUCCCAACGGACAGAGUCCCUUGCGCAAGGACGAACCGGGAAGUCCUACUUUGAAUAGAAAGAAUAAUGGAUUUAAACAAGAUGAUUCGCCUACUAAGAAAGAUAACGUUUUAGUAUAA
Molecule: messenger RNA, 1986 nt
Organism: Spathaspora passalidarum NRRL Y-27907
Lineage: Eukaryota; Fungi; Ascomycota; Pichiomycetes; Serinales; Debaryomycetaceae
Gene: FKH2
Product: forkhead family transcription factor
Exons: 1
Coding region: 1-1986 (661 amino acids)
Biological process (GO): regulation of transcription by RNA polymerase II
Molecular function (GO): DNA-binding transcription factor activity, RNA polymerase II-specific; RNA polymerase II cis-regulatory region sequence-specific DNA binding; protein binding
Source: RefSeq, a predicted model, not a curated record